Messenger RNA from Oenanthe melanoleuca, 1699 nucleotides. RefSeq names its product protein FAM240B-like. The transcript has 3 exons. The record is from RefSeq and is a predicted model, not a curated record. Bases 36 to 314 code for a protein of 92 amino acids. Lineage: Eukaryota; Metazoa; Chordata; Aves; Passeriformes; Muscicapidae.
UUGACAGAAGAGGAAGCUACUAUACAAUCAAAAAAAUGAGCAAGCAUACAAACUUUCAACGCCACAGGAUGGGUGGUCAUGAUGCGGAAGAGCUGAAGAACUUCUGGGAAAAGGUCAUCCAAGAGCAAACUAAGCAACAUGAAGCUGAAGAGUCUAGGCUAAGCAAAAGCGCCCUGAACAAACUUCGCCAGGAAUGGACUCUGCGGCUGGAAGGUCGAGCAAGGCAGGUCCAGGCGCACAUGAAAACUCGGAAAGAGCAAAUGACCCCACUGUCUAUUGAGGCUCUUCCCUCACCAGACAAAACUGUUGCUUAAAGUUACAGUGCAAACACAGCAAGCACUAGGCCCGAUUCUGAUCUUCUGCAUGCACCUAUAAACCAGCAGUUACGCUGCUGAGCAACCAAAACGUCAGAUUCUGCCCAUUUUCCAAACUAUAUACUAGAGCUACUAUUAAAGUCCUAUUGAAAUUCAGUGCAAGAAAAAUGCCACAGGGGGAAAAAAAAUUGAAAAGCAAUAGAUGAGAAGCAGACAACUCUAAUUUUCCAUGAUAUAUUAUUACUGUGAUGUAUCAGGAUUCUCUUAUGUAACUGCAUUUCCAAGUGACAACAACAUACUGCUUGGAAAGGACGGCUUGUUUAAUAGGGAUAAUACAUUCAGACAGCUGCAUGCAAAAUUGCACAUUUCCAUUUGCACAGCUCACAGAGUCUGGCUUAAUGCAGACGUAAGAUGUUCUGUCUGUCAUGAUGAGCCACAGUAGAGGGAAUUAAGGAUUAGCCCAAUCAACUGUCCAGGAGGAGAAACACAUUCUUUAAUGGAAUGAUGGGAGAAAACAAAAAAAGGAGACUUUUCUGAUCAACAUAUAAGAACAUUUACAGAUCUUAAUAAUUAAUUUAAAUGAAAAGAAAAAAAAUACUUUUAUUUUCUUGAGGUGUGUAAGAAAAAGACUACUGAUCAGUAGUCUUUAUUGUGAGCCAGUCUGACAAAUGUUAGAGUAGUAAGAGCAAGUUAGUAUGAGAGUUUGAAAUAGAAGGCAGUGAAUCAUAACAGCACAGAAUUGCUUUGCAAAUUAUCACUUGCCAUACCUGACACAGACUAAUCCAAACAAUUUCUGCAUCUUCUUCUGGGUUAGGUGAAACAAAGGUAGGAAUAACUAAACACAGGGUAAUAACAGUGUGCCCUAUUUACCUAUGUGUCUCUGUAUCUAAAUACUAGUCUUUUGGACUAAAACAUUCAUUUGUUUUGUCUUCUGAUACUCUUUGGUAAAGAAGACUCAUAAGUCUAAUCAGCUAUUAUUCUCUAACAAUAUUGUGCCAGAUAGAAAUUUACUUUGAAUCUAUAUUUAUACUAAAGAUGUAGAUAGGAAUACAUCUGAUAUAUUUCGAAACAGAAUAAAAAUUAAACCAUUUUGAUCUCACAGAAAUGCUUUUUUUAUCCUUUAAAAGCAAUAUUUAAUUAGAACACCAGGUGUUACCAAAUGUCCUCACUUUUGCAAAGUCAAAAUGUGCCACAGAAAAAAAAACAAGCUGUCACAAAAAUGUUCUUAUUCCAUGAAGGAUUAAAACAAUUAAAAAUUUAUAAAACAUUUUCCUGUUAUUGAAAACAGAAGGGAUUGUAGUAUCAGUUUCUUUUCAUAAAAACUGACCCAAAAAACAUGCAAUUGUUUCUCUCAGUGGCUAUUUUCCAUUAGAAAAGCAAUGCUG